UUAUUUAAUUAAAAGGCUUGUCACUCAAGUAUUUCAUACUCGUCGCCAAUAUCGUUAUUUCGUUAGGGAAUCAAGUGAUGUACCAGUAUAUAAUCAGUAUAAAUUUAGCAAAGGGUUAAGACAGUCGAUAAUACAAUUCUAAGAAAAUGGCUACGAUUGAAGCCGAUAAAAUGCUGCAGCAAAUUUCAAAAAUAUUUUAUCUGAGUGGAAUAUGGCAAAGUGACGGGGAGUCGAAAUACCGAAAAAUCUCCAAGAAAUGUUUCUACUCCCUUUUUGCUGCUUGGAUACCAAUUUUCUUUGCAAUUAAUGCAUUUCGAUGUGUCGAUCGGAACGAAUCUGUUCAUUCUGCACAAAUUGCAGUUUUAACGGCGGUUGAAUACGUGAAAUUUUUGUACCUUAUGUACAAGAAACAAGAAAUUCUCUCAUUUUUGAAUGAUCCGAUCUUUGUUCAUUCAAUUCAAAAUCGAGAAGAAUAUGAGCUCGCGAACAGAAAGAUAGAGAAAUUGAUGAAAUUCCUACGUCCAUAUUGUUUGGCCAUAUUCAUAACUGUUUUUUUGGUCAUUGUUAUAAAAUUGCCAAUAUUCUCAGCCGAUAAAGGUUUGCCGUUUUUUAUUAGCUUCACGUGGAACGUAUCAGAAAUUUUUUAUUGGUUGGCGUACUUAAUCAUAUCGCUGUCAAUAGUGUUGUCUGCCGUAAUAAAUUUUAUUACUGUACUAGUUUGGUACAUAAUGUUGAAUUAUUCUAUUGAGUACGAAUUGCUGGGAAAUAAAUUAAAAACCUUAGGAGUAUCAACGGAGAAAGACAAAAAUCAGGACAAAAACGACAAACAAAAGAAAAUUGUGGAAAAAAUACAGAGCCGGAAAAGCCAGAUCGGUGUACAACAAAGUAAAAAAUUCGUCGAAAAUUUAAUUGUUUUGAUAAAAGCUCAUCGAAACUUGACCGAAACAGUAGAGCGAUUUCGAUCCUGUUUCUCAACACUAUUUUUGGCCCAAAUCACAAUCAGCGGCAUAAUUAUUUGUGUUUCAGUUUACAGUUUAGCAUUUACUUCGAACCGAAAUAUUGUACAAACAGAGUUUUAUUUCGCUGAACUGCUGUAUGGAUUUUUUGAUAUUUUUUUGGUUAUGUACCUGGCAAAUGACAUUACCGUUAUGAGUGACCGACUAUCUUACUGUUUAUUUUCGUCAAAUUGGAUUGAGCAAACUGAAUCAUGUAAAAAGUAUGUUCUCAUCAUGGGCGAAAUGUUGAAGCAGCCACAACAACUGGUCAUCUUGAUUUAUCCAAUGAACUUGGAAACGUUUCUGAAGAUUGUGAAAGGUGCCUACAGCAUGUUUAACAUAUUGAAAAGUUUGUAGUGCGAUU
Messenger RNA from Bradysia coprophila, 1359 nucleotides. RefSeq lists its product as uncharacterized. Gene Ontology annotation, cellular component: plasma membrane. Gene Ontology annotation, biological process: sensory perception of smell; detection of chemical stimulus involved in sensory perception of smell. The record is from RefSeq and is a predicted model, not a curated record. NCBI's taxonomy places the organism in Eukaryota, Metazoa, Arthropoda, Insecta, Diptera, Sciaridae. Gene Ontology annotation, molecular function: odorant binding; olfactory receptor activity.